Messenger RNA from Cyprinodon variegatus (sheepshead minnow), 1511 nucleotides. Its product is annotated as protein CYR61-like. The record is from RefSeq and is a predicted model, not a curated record. Gene Ontology annotation, cellular component: extracellular region. Gene Ontology annotation, biological process: signal transduction. The transcript has 4 exons. Lineage: Eukaryota; Metazoa; Chordata; Actinopteri; Cyprinodontiformes; Cyprinodontidae. The coding region runs from base 156 to 1106 and encodes 316 amino acids. Gene Ontology annotation, molecular function: protein binding.
GGCAGGACGCACAGGGAAGCAUUCCUCUCAUAGUUUAGGAACAUCUCUUCAGCGUUCACGUACAUCAGAUCUGUUUGAUAAAAGGGAUCAAGUCUGGAAGGGAGAGCUCACUGGCAGUUUUGCCAAUUCUGAUCUGUAGAGACGGUUUUGUGAAGAUGUGGAAGUUCUUUGCUGCUGUGAUCUUUUGCGUUACUCUGGUGUCAGCUUCAUGCCCCACAGCCUGCCAGUGUCCUCCUGAUGUCCCUGUAUGUGCAGCAGGGGUGGCUCUCAUGCUCGACAGCUGUGGAUGUUGUAAGGUCUGUGCAAGGCAGCUCAACGAGGACUGCAGCAGAACUCGACCCUGUGACUCUGCGAAGGGACUAGAGUGCAAUUUUGGGGGUGGAUCUGAUGCAGCCCAGGGCAUCUGUCGAGCUAAACUGGAUGGGAGAAGCUGUGAGUUCAACAGCAGAAUAUAUCAGAAUGGAGAGACCUUCCAGACAAACUGCAAAUAUCGAUGUACCUGCACGGAUGGAUACAUCAGAUGUGCCUCGCUUUGCAACCGUGACCUUUCAAUGUAUGAGGUGGGCUGUGCCAAAUGGAAGAAAGUUAAAGCGAAAGGAAAGUGCUGUGAACGGCUCAUCUGCCUCAAGGAUGCAAACACAGGAAGGUCUCUGACAAGGAAGCACAGACAAAAGUAUAAUAAUGAUGCAUCUGAAAAAGACUUUUCAAAAAUCUAUGAGCGUGGUUAUGUUCGGAGAGGAGAAUUAAGAGCUUCCAGGAAUCAUACAAAGAGGAGCAAGAGUGCAAAAGUAUCCCAAUGUAAGCUUCAGACCACAGCCUGGUCACCCUGCUCCAAAUCCUGUGGUCCCGGAAUCUCCUCCAGGAUGACUAACAACAACACUGAGUGCAAACUAGUGACUGAAACUCAGACCUGUGAGAUCCAUUCCUGCAAAAAAACUCCCAACAAAGGUACUCCCCUAACAUCGGCGAUUUGGUUUAAGGUCGUAUCCCCUCUACUAUUUCCACAAGUUUCCAACUUUUUGUCUCACAGAGUGCUGAAAACUGUAACAACCAAGGAAAGGCCUUUCAUGAGGUUCGGAUGUCAUUCGGUGGCUGUCAUAGUCUGAAGUCAUUCCAACUAAAACACUGUGGGUCCUGCUCAGACAGGCGAUGCUGCCGUCCUCACAGGACCCAGACUCUAUCUGUCAGUUUCAAAUGCAAAACUGGAAGGAGGAAGGUGGUGAUGACUGAGUCUUGCUGGUGUGAUUUCGACUGCAUUGAGGGGAGCAGUAACAGACACAGUCUCUAUGGACGCUUUAAUGGCAUGCAGAAACUACAACUGUGAAUAGGGAUCCUAAUUCAAGUGGAAAAAUGAUCAGAAUUUGCUUUAUGGCACUGGAGCCUUGUAAUUUGCUUCUUUCAUGUUAUGAAAGUCUUUUUCUCACAACUCUAUUUUUGCCUAUUUGUUGUUCUAGCUGCUUCUUGUUAUUUUUUUUAAACCUGCCUAAAAAUGUAGACUUAUAAUUUUAUUG